AGCGGCACAGGGGAGCGUGGGACAGCCUGAGCUGCGCUGAAGGGCAGUGGCUGCAGAGGAAGAUGGAGACUGGCAUGAACCUCCUGCAUGACAUGGGCAUCCAGGCGACCCACUGGCUGCAGGAACAUUUCCAGGGCUCCCAGGACUGGUUCCUCUUCAUCUCCUUUGCCGCCGACCUCAGGAACACUUUCUUCGUCCUCUUCCCUAUCUGGUUCCACUUCAGCGAGUCAGUAGGCAUCAGGCUCAUCUGGGUGGCCGUGAUCGGUGACUGGCUCAACCUCGUCUUCAAGUGGAUCCUCUUUGGGGAGAGACCAUACUGGUGGGUCCACGAGACGGACUAUUACAGCAACACCUCCGCCCCAGAGAUCCAGCAGUUUCCACUCACCUGCGAGACCGGCCCUGGGAGCCCCUCUGGCCACGCCAUGGGCGCAGCAGGUGUGUACUAUGUCAUGGUGACAGCCCUCCUCUCCACUGCCAUGGGGAAGAAGCAGUUGAGGACGCUCAAAUACUGGGUGCUGUGGAUGGUGCUUUGGACAGGGUUCUGGGCAGUUCAGGUCUGCGUCUGCCUGUCCCGAGUCUUCAUUGCUGCCCACUUCCCCCAUCAGGUCAUUGCGGGGGUCAUUUCAGGGAUGGCUGUGGCCAAGACUUUCCAGCAUGUCCGCUGCAUCUACCACGCCAGCCUCCGCCGGUACCUGGGCAUCACCUUCUUCCUCUUCAGCUUUGCCCUGGGCUUCUACCUGCUGCUGCGGGUGCUCGGCGUGGACCUGCUCUGGACGCUGGAGAGGGCGCGGAGGUGGUGCACCCACCCCGAGUGGGUCCACAUUGACACCACCCCCUUUGCCAGCCUCCUCCGUAACCUGGGCAUCCUCUUCGGGCUGGGGCUGGCCCUCAACUCCCACAUGUACCUGGAGAGCUGCCGGGGGAAGCAGGGCCAGCAGCUGCCCUUCCGCCUGGGCUGCAUCGCCACGUCCCUCCUCAUCCUACACCUCUUCGACGCCUUCAAGCCGCCCUCCCACAUGCAGCUGCUCUUCUACGUCCUCUCCUUCUGCAAGAGCGCAGCCGUGCCGCUGGCCACUGUCAGCCUCAUCCCCUACUGCAUCUCCCAGCUCCGGGCCACACAGGACAAGAAGGCUGUCUAGGGGCGUCCCUGCAGGUAAUGGUGUGCCCGGGCAGGCGGCCCCCCCCAGCUCUGGGCUCAGGGACAGUCACUGGACCCUAGGUGCACCCCAGCCACAGUUUGCUCCCCGCUAAAUCUGCACAGACUGACUCCACACUGGGAGCAGACUGUGAAGGCUGGGCUGGCUGUGCUGCCAGAUGGCUCCCGUGGCGUGGACCCGCAAUGCUGGUCAUGCUGUAAGCUGGGGCAGUCUGUGGCCAGCCAAUGGCACAGUGAGCCCUGUGCUCCCAGGGCUCUCCUGCCGCCCUUCCCGCACCCACAGGUGGGGUUCAUCAGCCUGGGACCCAGUGGCAGCAGAGGGAAGACCCUGCGCUCCCCUGCAGCUCAUGGGGAUGCGCCACCUCCAUGCUGCAGGGCUGGGGACAGCAGCACUGGGAGCAGGGUGCUCACCCAUGGGUGCUCGGGGUCUGCUGGCGAGGCAGCUCUGUUACAGCAAUGGGCAGACACUGUGAUUUGGAGGUAAAGCACCGGCUUGUGGGAGCCCCAUCCCAGUCCUGAGGUGUUCAGUAUUCACUGCCGUGUGAAGUGGCAUGGUGUACAUAUCUGCAUAUGUGUGUACACAUACAUAAUGCAUAGCUAUAUACACAUAUACAUAUGGGUGUAUCUGUAAACGAGGUAUUUUAUUAAACCUGAAGGUGUGUUUA
Molecule: messenger RNA, 1821 nt
Organism: Aquila chrysaetos chrysaetos
Lineage: Eukaryota; Metazoa; Chordata; Aves; Accipitriformes; Accipitridae
Gene: G6PC1
Product: glucose-6-phosphatase catalytic subunit 1
Exons: 5
Coding region: 63-1139 (358 amino acids)
Biological process (GO): gluconeogenesis; glucose 6-phosphate metabolic process
Cellular component (GO): membrane
Molecular function (GO): glucose-6-phosphatase activity
Source: RefSeq, a predicted model, not a curated record